CAGCUGGCUGGUCGGUCAGAGCUAGUCGAGACUAGACGGAGAGUAGACGUGCAUCUCCAUUAGAGAGGAACGGCAACCUGCUAGCCCAACACACCGUGCCAACAGUCGCGUUGCAUCUCUGCUGUAACCCGAACCAACCAACUCUGAAUUCGCUCUAAAUAUGUCUAAUAUCGUCUGCUGUCAAACGCCUCAGGUUAUAAUGUAUGACCAACACAGAAAAAGUACAGCUCUAUAGCCAACGGGUUCCCAAGGACUUGAUUACAGUCGCUUCAAGCCUGAUAGUUUGUCGGUGCGGCUGCCCCCCCUCCCCUCUGCUCACGCCCGUUUAGUCAACUGGCAUUGCUUCUGACAACUUCCCCAUCUCUUUUCCUUUGGUGAAGAAGAUUUGGAUUCCCUUGUGGUCUCAGUCUGAUUCGCCUAUUGCCUUCCUUGGCUCCUGUUCUCUUCUUUCAACACUAGCACUUCCCUGGAUUUACGUCAUUCUCUAUUAGGCUUUCUAUCAAAAUUCACCCAAGAUGAUUCCAAAUGGUUAUUUGAUCUUUGAAGAUGAAAGCUUCCUGGAUUCCACGGUGGCCAAGAUGAACGCUCUGAGAAAGAGUGGACAGUUCUGUGAUGUAAGACUGCAGGUGUGUGGCCAUGAGCUGAUGGCUCACCGUGCUGUGUUGGCCUGCUGCAGCCCCUACCUCUUUGAGAUCUUUAAUAGUGACAUCGAGCCCCAUGGAAUCUCUCAUGUCACCUUUGAGGAUUUGGACCCAGAAGCUGUGGAGAUCUUGCUCAACUAUGCCUACACUGCCCAGCUAAAGGCAGAUAAGGAACUGGUUAAGGAGGUUUACUCGGCAGCCAAAAGGUUCAAGAUGGAACGUGUCAAACAGAUUUGUGGGGACUACCUGCUGUCUAAGAUGGAUUCUCUGAACGCCAUCUCCUUCCGUAACUUUGCCAGCUCUAUGGGAGAUAGCCGAGUUUUGGCCAAGGUGGAUGCUUACAUCCAGGAUCAUCUACUGGAUGUGUCCGAGCAAGAGGACUUCCUAAAACUUCCCCGCCUCAAGUUAGAAGUAAUGCUAGAAGACAACCUGACCCUGCCCAGCAAUGGCAAGCUCUACUCCAAGGUGCUCAACUGGGUGCAGCGCAGCCUAUGGGAAAAUGGAGACCAACUGGAACGACUGAUGGAGGAGGUGCAAACGCUGUACUACUCAGCUGACCACAAGCUGGUGGAUGGAGGGCUGGUGAUUGAGGGGCACACUGAGGUGUUUGGUGGCGAGGAGGACCACUUACAGUUUGUGCAGAAGAAACCCCUGCGGGAGAGUGCCCAGAGACAGCUGAGCAACAGCUCCUCAGGAAGCCUGUCACCCUCCAACCAGGCAGCAAAUGCUCCUAAACAGACCGCCAGGAGAGAGUGGAAGUACAUUGCCUCUGAGAAGACCACCAACAACACCUACCUGUGUCUUGCCGUGCUGGACAGUGUGCUGUGUGUGAUCAUCUUGCACGGUCGCAGCAGCCCCCAGACCUCUCCCUCUGCCACCCCCUGCCUGAUGAAGAGCCUGAGUUUCGAGGCCCAGCCUGAGGAGCUGGAAGAGCAGCCGCUCUCACCCAUGCAUUAUGCCCGCUCCGGCUUGGGCACCGCAGCCCUGAACGGAAGACUCAUUGCUGCAGGAGGCUACAACAGAGAGGAAUGUCUGAGGACUGUGGAGUGUUACGACCCCAAAGAGGACCGCUGGACGUUCAUUGCUCCCAUGCGGACUCCUAGGGCUCGCUUCCAGAUGGCCGUGCUCAUGGGUCAGCUGUAUGUGAUGGGUGGCUCGAACGGACACUCAGACGAGCUGAGCUGUGGGGAGACGUAUGAUCCGCACACUGAUGAGUGGGCUCAAGUGCCAGAGCUCCGGACUAACCGCUGCAAUGCAGGUGUCUGCUCCUUUAACAACAAGCUUUAUGUUGUGGGAGGGUCGGACCCCUGUGGGCAGAAGGGCCUGAAGAACUGUGAUGCUUUUGACCCCGUGACGAAGAGCUGGUCCAACUGUGCCUCCCUCAACAUCAGGAGGCACCAGGCAGCAGUGUGUGAACUGGAUGGCUUCAUGUAUGUGAUUGGAGGGGCAGAGUCAUGGAACUGCCUGAACACCGUGGAACGCUACAACCCUGAGAACAACACCUGGACCCUGAUAGCUCCCAUGAAUGUGGCCCGCAGAGGGGCUGGUGUGGCCGUCUUUGCAGGCAAGCUGUUUGUUGUUGGCGGUUUCGACGGCUCCCACGCGCUGCGCUGUGUGGAGAUGUACGAUCCUGCCCGCAAUGAGUGGAAGAUGCUGGGUAGCAUGACGUCGGCGCGUAGCAACGCGGGUGUAGUGGUGCUCGGUGACGUCAUCUGCGCUGUGGGCGGCUUCGACGGGAACGAAUUUCUCAACACGAUGGAAGUGUACAACCCCGAGAUGGACGAGUGGAGUGACUGCACCGAGGCCCUGUCUUCCCUCUCUGCCUGAGGGGUGGGAGGACGGGGGAGGGGGUUGGGGAGUUUCACAGUGGUUCACCUUUUUCCAAACUAACAGGCUUAGUGACGUAAUCGUGUUUUGUGAUGUUCUGUGUGUAUGAGCGGAUUUGUGGGUGGGAACGGGGUGGGUCGGUGGGGAUACGGGGGUUUUCAAUAGUGAGGGAUCUUCAGUGAAGAAAGGGUGGGUUGGUGGGGUGUGUUGCCAACAGCAACAUGGCGCCUUUGCAUAUUGCAUAAAAUAUUUUCCGUGCUGUAUAUAUUUUGUUUUUCCUCAUUUUUGUCGAAUGCCUACAUUUAAUACACAUUUAGUGCUUUUUUUUUUUUUUUUUUUUAGUUGAAUGGUUGCAAAUUGUUUUUCAUUGAAGGUUUUCAGAGAAGCUAGCUACUGUUGUCACCAGGAGGAUUGCUGAGUCUGGAGUGGUGACAUACUGGGUAACCAGAUGCAUUGAUUUUUGAAAGUUGACUCAAUAUUAAUUUUUUCCAACUGUCAUUUUGCUCACAUAUUUAAAAAAAAAACAAAAAACAAAAAAAACAAUGGUUUGAAGCCUUACUCGAAGUAUGAGUGGAGAAACACCUGUCAUGGCUUUUUGUGUCAUUUUAAGCUAAAGCUGGAUUGCUUUGAUUCUUAAAUGAUGGCCUUUUUUUAUAUUUUUAUACACUGCUGAUUUACCAAUAGAGAAAGUAGUAGCAGACACACUUGACAGCUUAAGUCAUUGAAUCUAACCAGUGCCAGUUUUUAGUAAUGUUUUUUUGUGCACACACCGCACAUGCACAACCACCACGCUUCUGUGCUUCUGCUAACCAAAUCUUUUGUUACUAUAAUUUAACUAAUUCAUGUAUGUAGAGAUGAAGUUUACUGAAAAUCUUUUUUUUUUUUUUUUGUUUCCCUUGUGAGUGUUUUAAAGUGUCAGGCAUUGGCAUAGAUUCUCUUGGAAGGAAUGUUAGAAUGAGAACAUUGUAUCACAUUUGUAACGACUUAUUUCUUAACUAAUAAACCAGUUCAACUUGA
This is a messenger RNA of Myripristis murdjan (pinecone soldierfish), 3485 nucleotides long. It is a transcript of the gene ivns1abpa, whose product is annotated as influenza virus NS1A binding protein a. Gene Ontology annotation, molecular function: protein binding. The record is from RefSeq and is a predicted model, not a curated record. Lineage: Eukaryota; Metazoa; Chordata; Actinopteri; Holocentriformes; Holocentridae. The transcript is spliced from 15 exons. Bases 516 to 2468 code for a protein of 650 amino acids.